AGUUCGCAUGAUACUCUAGUUUUAAUUAAAUUUAUGUUAAAAAAAAGUUAAAAUAAAAUGUCCCAAGAGCCAGAAAUUGCUAAAGAUGCUGUACUCAAAAGAAGUGAAGCCAUACCGGAGGGAACACCACAAGUCAGAGGCUAUGAUUUCAAUGAGGGCAUUAACUAUAGUAAAAUGUUUGAGUCAUAUUGCAAUACCGGAUUCCAAGCUACUAAUUUGGGAUUGGCCAUAAAGGAAAUAAAUCGUAUGUUGGAUUGUAGAUCACAACCAUUAACCGAGGAAGAGUUGGAUAAACAUGAAACAGACGAGUUUAUUAAGAGAAAACAUAAUUGUACUUUAUUUUUGGGCUUCACCUCUAACCUGGUGUCCUCUGGCAUGAGAGAAACUUUGAGAUAUUUAGUAGAACAUAAAAUGGUUGAUUGUGUAGUAACUACAGCCGGCGGUGUGGAAGAAGAUUUCAUUAAAUGUUUAGCUCCCACAUUUAUGGGUUCCUUUGAGCUACCUGGUCGUGAUUUAAGAGACCGUGGCAUUAAUCGUAUUGGCAAUCUGUUAGUGCCUAACGAUAACUAUUGUAAAUUUGAAGAUUGGAUUAUGCCUUUGCUGGAUGAAAUGCUAGAAGAACAGAAGUCAAAAGGCACAGUUUGGUCACCUUCACGUAUCAUACAUCGUUUGGGAGAACGUAUAAAUGAUACAUCGUCUAUUUACUAUUGGGCUGCCAAAAAUAAAAUUCCCGUGUUUUGUCCUGCAUUGACAGAUGGUAGUCUUGGCGAUAUGAUGUAUUUCCACUCCUUCCGCCAUCCCGGCCUAGUGGUCGACAUACUCUCCGAUUUAAGGCGUCUUAAUACUAUGGCGGUAAAGGCCAAAAAUUCCGGUAUGAUUAUUAUUGGCGGUGGUGUUAUUAAGCAUCAUAUUUGUAAUGCUAAUUUGAUGCGUAAUGGUGCUGAUUUUUCGGUUUUCAUUAAUACUGCUUCGGAAUUCGAUGGCAGCGAUAGUGGCGCAAGACCUGAUGAAGCCAUCUCAUGGGGUAAAAUACGCAAAGAUGCCACGCCAGUUAAAGUUUAUGCUGAGGCCACUUUGGUGUUUCCUAUAAUUGUUGGGGAAACGUUUGCUAAAAGAGUAAAUGCUCAUAAGUGUAGUUAGAAAAUUGUAUAUUCAAUGUACAUAUUUGUCAGACUUAAUGAAAAUUUUAUAAUUUUAAUAUAGAAUAUUUUUCUAUUAAUAAAAUAAAGUAUUUUUGAAUUUUAACAUCCAA
Molecule: messenger RNA, 1252 nt
Organism: Calliphora vicina (urban bluebottle blowfly)
Lineage: Eukaryota; Metazoa; Arthropoda; Insecta; Diptera; Calliphoridae
Gene: Dhps
Product: Deoxyhypusine synthase
Exons: 3
Coding region: 58-1140 (360 amino acids)
Biological process (GO): peptidyl-hypusine biosynthetic process
Cellular component (GO): cytoplasm
Molecular function (GO): deoxyhypusine synthase activity
Source: RefSeq, a predicted model, not a curated record